AUGAAAAGGGAAGAACUGGUUCAACUUUGGAUGGCUUUAGGGUUGGUUCAAGCGGAUGAGGAAAGAAACAAGGAGAUGGAGGAUGUGGGGAAUGAUAUUUUUCAAAUUUUGGUCAGCAAUUCGUUGUUCCAAGAUGUUGAAAGGGAUGAGUAUGGUAACAUCAGUCAUUGUAGCAUGCAUGAUCUGGUGCAUGAUCUUUCAUUAUCACUUUCAAAACAUGAAAGCUUUUGUCUGGUGGAUGCAACAAAUGAUGACAUUGCAUGUAUCCCUCAGGUUAAACAUCUCGCUUUUUACCAACAGAACGAGGAUGAUAAUUUCAAAGCCAAGGUUUCUAUGUUGAUUGAAAGGAAUACAGUGGCUAGAACUUUGCAUACAUUGUUUAUCAAAGUUGAAGUCAAGAAGAAAUUUUCAUUUCAAGGAUUAAAGUGCAUACGCAUCCUAAAACUCAACGGAUUUAGUAUUGAGAUGUUAGACGAUUCAAUUGGAGGGUUGGUGCAUCUCAGGUAUCUUGAUUUGUCAUUUACCAGGAUCAGUGUGCUUCCUGAAUCGAUUGGUAAAUUAUACCACUUGCAAACUCUGAAGUUGCAAGGUUGUGAUGAUCUCAAGUUUCCAGAAGCCAUGAGAAAUUUGAUAAGCCUGCGGUAUUUCAUGUGUGAUAAAGAUAUUCCCACCUAUGUCCUGGGACAGUUGAUUUAUCUUCGAAAACUGUCUUCCGUCAAAGUGGUUGGAAGGAAGGGGCAUGGUAUUGAAGAGCUCCGCCAUUUGAAUAACCUUACUGGAAGCCUCUGUAUUUCACAUCUUGAGAACGUCAUUAGCAAAGAGGAUGCUGUCAAGGCAGACUUAUAUAGAAAGAAAAAUUUAAACAAGAUUGAAUUCAUUUGGAGUGAGUACGACAGAGGUGCCAACAGAAACGAUGUGGGUGUAUUGGCAGGCUUGCAACCCCCACGAGAUGUAAAAAAAUUGACAAUUAUUAAUUUUUCUGGUGAUAAUUUUCCAGAUUGGGUGAUGAAGAUGGCAAUCCAUAUUGAAGGGAAAUGGACGCCCCUUGACAAGCUGGUGGAGAUUAGAUUAUCUGGAUGUAGUAGCUGCCUCUCUCUUCCGACGCUUGAGCACCUACCACAUCUUCGGGAACUUGAGUUAUUGGGAAUGGACAACUUGACAUGGUUAAGGAGUUGCGAUGUUACCGGAUCAACCAAGCCUUUGUCUCCAUCGUUGAGAUCGCUCAAACUAAAUUGUAUGUACAGACUGGAAAAGUGGAUAGAUGGAGCACCCAACAGCUCAAAAAUGAUAUCGCCUGUCCUCGAGAAGUUGGUGAUAGAGAAUUGCCCAAAGAUUAUUCUGUUAGAUGAAUGCCAUCCCCAUCCUCUUGUUUCCUUAUAUAUAUAUAAUUGCAGUGGUCUGGUGUCCAUUACGAGCAUACAAGGCCUUACAUCUCUUGAAUCUUUAAAUAUCUUCAGUUUUGCCUUCUUAAAUGAUUUGAGAGUUGGUCCGUUCUCAAAGGAGUUCGAUUCUUUCCCGAGUCUCCAAGGCAUCCAGAAGUUAAGGGACCACCUUCACUCGUUAGAAUUGAGAGGUUGGGAUCAUAUGGAGUCGAUACCUGAAGAAAUACAACACCUCACCUCACUGACUCGGUUAUACAUAUAUUGA
Molecule: messenger RNA, 1647 nt
Organism: Lactuca virosa
Lineage: Eukaryota; Viridiplantae; Streptophyta; Magnoliopsida; Asterales; Asteraceae
Source: the annotation of a GenBank genome assembly